GUGACAUGUGGGAGGUUGAAGGAGAUGAGGCAAUAAUGCCAGCUCUAUGUUUGAGUUAUUAUCACCUACCAGCACAUUUAAAAUUAUGCUUUGCAUAUUGCUCUUUGUUUCCUAAAGAUCACAAAUUUGAUAAGGAAAACCUAAUCCGGCUUUGGAUAGCAGAAGGUUUCAUUACACCCAAAGAAAUUGGCAUUAUGGAAGACCUUGCAGGCAAAUACUUUGAUGAAUUGUUGAAUAGGUCAUCUUUUCAAAAGUAUUAUUUUGAUAACAGAUUUGUGAUGCAUGAUCUGAUGCAUGGUUUAGCAGAGUCAGUUUCAAAAGACAUGUAUUUUAGGAUGGAGGAGAGCAAAACACGGAGCAAUAGCAGUAGCAAUCUUGAGAAGGUUCAUUACGUAUCAAUGAUUGGUGUCCAACCAAAGUCAGUGGAAAAAGAAUUAUAUAAAUAUAAGGAAUUGUCAACAUUGAUGUUUUUGACAUCAAGAUGGGAUCAGCAUAUCCUAGAUGGCUUAUUUGAACAAUGCCGAUGCCUGCGUGUAUUGGAUUUGAGUGAAAAUUAUAAAUUGAUUAAUUUGCCAAACUCAAUAGGCAAUUUGAAACAUCUACAAUUGCUUAACCUCAACCAGACAGGCAUUAAAGUGUUACCCGAGUCAUUGUGCAACCUCUACAAUUUGCAAUCUUUGAUGCUUAAAGAUUGUAAUGACCUCAUUGAAUUUCCUAAAAACAUGGGAAACCUAAUCAACCUCCAAUAUAUAGUGAUGGAAGAUAACAAGUGGGAAAUUUUCAAUCUAAUAAGAGGCAUUGGGAGAUUACAUUUUUUGAAGACAUUGCCUAAGUUUCAGGUGAAAAAGAGCAAUGGCAACAAUAGUAUGAUAGGAGAGCUAAAAGAGUUAUGUCAUCUCCAAGGAUCUAUUUGUCUUUGGGGGUUAGAAAAUGUAGCUGUCUUUGAGGAGGCCAAGGAGGCUAACCUCAUUAAUAACCAUCAGAUUGAUACGUUGGAGUUGCAAUGGGAUGAUAAUAAUGAAAGAGGUAGCAUGGAGGGUGUACUAGAGGGCUUACAACCAUACACAGGAUUGAAAGAACUCAAAAUAAAUAAUUAUGGUGGCAUAAGUUUUCCAAAAUGGAUGAUGAUGAUCACAUGCUAUGAUAUGUUGGCAACGGUAAAAUUAAUGAAUUGUAAGAAGUGCAAGUUUUUUCCUCCUUUUUGGAAUCUACCUUCACUCAAAGUAUUGCAUAUAUCUGGUAUGAAGGAACUGGAACAUUUGGGUAAAGAAUUUUAUGGGUAUAGUGAUAACAACAAUAAAAAGAAGGGGUUUCAAAAGUUGGAGAUUUUAUCUCUCUCAUAUAUGACUGGUUUGAAUGAAUGGUGGGGGACAGAGGAAGGAGAAUUUCCUUGCCUUGAAAAACUUAGCAUCAGGAAUUGUCCCAAAUUGAUGAAACUGCCAUCUUUCCUUCCCACUGUGAAACAAGUAGAAAUCAAUCAGUGUGAUAUGGUGACUUCUCUUCCAAGGCUUCCAUCAACUUCUAAGUUAAAUAUAAAGAGUUAUUCUAAGCUUCAAUCAUUGCCAGAGUUACAAUGUCUUACAUCUCUUCAGAAUUUGGAAAUCAAUGAUUGUCAUGUGCUUCAAUCAUUGCCAGAUUUACAAGUUUUUGCAUUGCUUGAGGGCUUGGAAAUCUCCAUUUGUCUUGUGCUUCAAUCAUUGCCAGAGUUACAAGGUCUUGCAUCCCUUCGACAUUUAGAAAUCACCAAUUGUUCUAUGCUUCAAUCAUUGCCAGGGUUACAAGGUCUUGAAUCCCUUCAAGAUUUGAAAAUCAAUGAUUGUCCUAUGCUUCAAACAUUGCCAGAGUUACCAGAUUUUUCAAUCCUUGGAUAUUUAGAAAUCACCAUUUGUUCUAUGCUUCAAUCAUUGCCAGAGUUACAAGGUCUUUCACAACUUUGCUAUUUAGAAAUCACCAAUUGUCCUAUGCUUCAGUCAUUGCCAGAGCUAGAAGGUCUUGCAUUCCUUGGGUAUUUAGAAAUCACCAAUUGUGCUAUGCUUCAAUCAUUUCCAGAGUUACAAGGUCCUACAUCUCUUAAGCAUUUGAAAAUCAUCAAUUGUCCUAUGCUUCUAUUAUUGCCAGAGCUACAAGGUCUUACAUCUCUUCAAAAUUUGAAAAUCAAUGAUUGUCCUAUGCUUCAAUUAUUUCCAGAGUUACAAGGCAUCUCUUCAGGAUUUGGAAAUCAAUGAUUAUCCUUUUCUUCAAUCAUUGCCAGAGUUACAAGGUGUUACAUCUCUUCAGAAUUUGGAAAUCAAUGAUUACCCUAUGCUUCUUCGAUCAUUGCCAAAGUUACAAGGUCUUAUAUUUCUUCAGGAUUUGAAAAUUAAUGGUUGUGCUAUGCUUCAAUCAUUGCCAGAGUUACAAGGUCUCACAUCUCUCCAGGAUCUGAGACUCAGUGAUUGUCCUAUGCUUCAAUCACUACCAGAGUUGCAAAGUCUUACAUUCCUUCGAUAUUUAGAAAUCAAUAAUUGUCCUAUGCUUCAAUCAUUGCCAAAGUUACAAGGUCUUGCAUUCCUUUGUUAUUUAGAAAUCAUCAAUUGUCAUAUGCUCCAAUCAUUGCCAAAGUUACAAGGUGUUGCGUCCGUUGAGCAUUUGAAAAUCAUCAAUUGUCCUAUGCUUCAAUCAUUUCCAGAGUUACAAGGUCUUGCAUUCCUUUGGUAUUUAGAAAUCACCAAUUGUCCUAUUCUUCAAUCAUUGCCAGGGUUACAAAGUCUUGCAUCCCUUGAGCAUUUGAAAAUCUUCAAUUGUCCUAUGAUUCGAUCAUUUCCAAAGUUACAAGGUCUUACAUCUCUUCAGAAUUUGGAAAUCAUUGAUUGUCCUAUUCUUCAAUCAUUGACAGAGUUACAAGGCCUUGUCUCUCUUUGCAAUUUGACAAUCUUGGGAUGUCCCCGUCUGACCUCCUUGUCCACGGGACUCCACAAGCUCAACUUUCUACUAGCAUUGAAUAUAGAGUGGUCUAAUAAUAUGAAGCCCCUUUUGGAGGAGGAGCUGCCCAUCAGCCUCCGUCGUUUUAUUAUUUAUAAUUGCCCUGAUGAACUAAGGAGUUCGCUGCAAGAGGGAGGGGAAGAUUGGCCCAAGAUUUCUCAUAUUCCCACUAUUGAAUUACCUGCUUCACUCUGAUGUUCUCAUCUCUCUUCUUGAUGUGGCACCAUGAAUCUGAUAUUGACAGCAUUGCAUCAAUAGGUGCAGGUAGAUGUAGAUCCAACAGUUACUAUUUCUUAGAGGCAUCUACAUACAAAAUUUGUAUGGUAUGGGGCCCACUCCAGUGGGUUAGCAGAUCAGCAAAUGCAAUGGCUGAUUCUCUGGCCAAGCAAGGGGUGAUCUGCUUUGGGCUACUUUGCAAUUUGUAUCUCUGGUUUGGGCAUGUUUAGUGUUUAUGAUUCAGUCCUUGGGGAGGGCCCAACUCCAGUUGCAUUGAAUUUGCUAUCUGCUGAUAUGAACACACGUAUGGAGCUAGCUUUCUGCUCAGCGUUUGUCUUAAUGAGCCCAAGGCCCAACUUCAGUUGCAUCGAAUUUGCUGUCUGUUGAUAUGAACACACGUAUGGAGCUAGCAUUCAACCUCAUCAAUCAUGUGAUCCUGUCAAACCCAGUAAACACCCAUCACAGAAAAGCUUGUUGCUUGUCUUCCCCAGCUCAUGUUUCUGGUGUUCCCCUACUCAUUUUCACUACGCAUAUAUGCUCAGAUUGGGAAAGCCAGGAGGACAGCCGUAUUGUGUUGUUGAGGCUAAAAUAUAUGGUUGAAAUUACUAAAUACACUUGAAUAAGAGGAUUUCAUCUGUUGAUGCAUGGCUUCAAGCACUCUAAACAACUUGCUGGCUUCAUUUUAAUUACUUUCAUCGGCAUUCCAUAUUAGAGCAGUUCUAGCAUUAGGGGAGAGUACCCUUGAGAUCACAAGUGCACAAAACAUGAAUAAGGUUUUUCAUAUGUAAGUGGUUAUGGAGUUUACAUUCUGUAUUUCUUCUGAUGAAUUCAAGAAUCCAUGACUCUACCAUUGCUCUCAUAACCGAGGGCUGGUUCGUUGGUGUAUUAGCUGGUUUGUUCCAGUGUUAUGUAGAAUCGAAUCCUACAUCCUGCACCUUGGGGAAAAAGGGGUCAAAGAGAAUAAUACCAAAAAAAAUAAAAUAAGAAUAUGAUACUCUGAUUUUAAUGCUUUACUGAAAUAUCCUUCCCAUAGCACACUUUGGAAUGUUUAAUUAACUACACUCAAGGGUCAAAAUGCUUGGGAUCAACAGAAGGAGCGGAAACAUUGCAAUUUUGCAUUUCUGUAGGGAACUAAAUCCUUCAUCAACCAGCAUGGUUAAUCAAAUGGGUCCUUGCAGUUUUUUCAGUUGAAACCUUCUGUUUUGCUAAAUAGGAUGCUAGUUCUUGAAUACUUGUCAGCUUUCUCGAACUAGGAGCUCCACUGAAAAUUUUGUUCUCUUAUUUUUGGCCAUCUGCUAACAUUUUAUAAUUGCAAAUUCCCGUGAAAAUGUGCAAUUCCUAUUAAUUAGAGAUGAAGAUGGGGAUUUUCAUCUGCCAAGGAAUAUGUGUUUAUGAUUGGGGAUUUUCAUCCCGAAUCCAAGGCAUUUGAGAUCUUGUUUGUGGGAUGCAUGCCCAUGUUCAUGAUUUGGGUCAUUACUAGUCCAAUAUAUGUUCUUUUCCAACUGCGAAGGAAUAUGUGUAAUGCCUAUUGUACAGUAUUCGGUUCUAGGGCUCAAGUACAACAAAUCAGAUGGUGAUUGUUGUGAUUGUGUUUUGAAUUCCAGUUGCAGCCUGAGCCAUGAUCCAAUCCUAAUUUUGUGGUGAAAAUCCAGCAAAUAAAAAUUCAUUGAGGUCUGCGGUGGAUUCAGAGGGCUUGGGUUUCAUAUAUAUUAUAUUUGUUUCUAGGGUUUGAAGCAAGAGAAUGUUAUACUAAACAGAGUGUGAGAGAGAAGAUUUUGGGUGUAUAGGGCGCAAGGGUUUGAAAGAAGCUGUUAAUACUUGUACCCCAUUGUUGAUUAUAAUGGAUUCUUGCUCUUCCUACCGUGGAUGUAGGCUUAAAGCCGAACCGCGUUAAAUCUCUAUGUGCUUUCUUGAUUUGCUCUAUUAUGGUUUUUUGUUUCAUUUGCUCUAUUUAUCAAUCAGUUUCAUAUCUUUGGGGUUUUGGCACAACUGUGAAAUUCUGUCAUUAUGCAUUGCCACAUGGAAUAUGUAAGAAAUAUUCAAUCCUUUUGUUGCUGAACAAAGGAUCCCAUGUUUGUAUUUCGUAGGCGAUAUAAUGCAAUCUAUAAUGAGGAUUGGUUUAA
Messenger RNA from Nelumbo nucifera (sacred lotus), 5300 nucleotides. The record is from RefSeq and is a predicted model, not a curated record. Lineage: Eukaryota; Viridiplantae; Streptophyta; Magnoliopsida; Proteales; Nelumbonaceae.